This is a messenger RNA of Schizosaccharomyces japonicus yFS275, 2377 nucleotides long. Its product is annotated as sec14 cytosolic factor family protein. The record is from RefSeq and is a predicted model, not a curated record. The coding region runs from base 701 to 2095 and encodes 464 amino acids. Gene Ontology annotation, biological process: intermembrane phospholipid transfer. Lineage: Eukaryota; Fungi; Ascomycota; Schizosaccharomycetes; Schizosaccharomycetales; Schizosaccharomycetaceae. The transcript has a single exon.
GCUCUAAUUUCGGCAACCUUGUUUUCUGGCCUGCUCCAACAAGUACGUUUCGGCGCAGUACAUCUUGUAACCCUCGGUCAACCUACCCUCCGCCAUUACCACGGUCGAGAUAAAUCUUACUGUUCUCGCAACUGUUCCGCGAUUUUCACCACGAUUUAAGCUUGAGAAUUGCCGUAGCAGAGUUCUUUUGCAACUUGUUUUGUUUGUUUUCAACAUUGUUUGAGGGUUUGCGCUAGAAAAGGCAUCUACAGUUGUUUCUGCUUUAGAUUUGCAGAUAUUUUUUGGCUUUCUGAUCGGUUUCUGCCUAAAAGGACGCGUUACAGAAGGAACUGAGUGAUUUCUUGACCGAAAAACGAGCUGACGUUAGUCAAACGAACCUAGUUCUCGUUUUAAUAUUUCUUGUUAGACGUUUUAUACGCCGUAUACGGUCUAUAUUUGUUUUCUUCACAGGCGUACGCACUGGUCGUCUGAAAAAAAAAAGCUGUUCUACAUCGUUUAACAGCUUGUUGUUUUCUUUCACAAGGUUAGGACUCCAGGAAUUUGCCUGUUUGUGGUCCCCCUUAAUUGAAUAAUCUUCUUCUUCUUGUUCACGCAUAAUACGGUUCAAAGCUAGCAUCUUCCUAGUGCUCAGCUCAUCUCUGCUUCACACGCAGCAGUUUAGUCAUACUCCAAACGUCUUUUUUCCUUUCACAUCAUCAUCAUGCCUGAAGGACCAGGAAGACUUGGCAAUUUAACGCCAGAACAAGAGGCUUUGCUCAAACAAUUCUGGAAAAAAAUGUUCGAAUUCUUUGAGCUGCCGCUGCAAAAACGCUCUGACAGUUUCAGCAGCGCCAAAAGUUUUCUCUCCGAUUCCUCUGCUGUCAGCUUCUCCCAUUACGCUGCCUCUGUUAUGUCCUCUUCCACAAAGCCGUCCAUCUCUACAGUUCCUGUCGGAUCCAUGGGACCUGCAUUAAAGCCUGUACCCACUAAUGCAAGUGGCCGUACGAGUAAGAGCACGAGCAAGAACAGCAGCAAGGGAUCUGGCAAGAGUAAAUCCCACAAAAGUUCUAAAGUGAAGAAAAACGACACGGAAGGUCGCAUUCACAAAGUCCUCUCGCAAUGGACACCCACCGAACUGCGUAAUGCAUUCUGGGAAAUGAUUAAAACCGACAACCCUGACGCCUUGCUUCUUCGUUUUCUUCGUGCACGUAAAUGGGAUCUCCAAGCCGCCGUCGCCAUGUUCCUGGAAACGAUGCAAUGGCGUUUCCGCGAAAUGAACGUUACCGACAUUCUGAAGAACGCUGAUCAUCUCAAAGACGACAAGGAUUUCCUUUUCCAAUUGCGCAUUGGCAAGUGUUUUAUUUAUGGUGAAGAUUUGUGUGGUCGCCCUAUCUGCUACAUCCGCUCGCGUUUGCACAAGCUGAACCAGGUGUCUCAAGAGUCCGUGGAGCGUUUGACCGUUUGGGUUAUGGAGACAGCCCGUCUUUUGCUGAAGCCUCCCGUGGAAACGGCCACAGUCGUGUUCGAUAUGACUGACUUUAGCAUGUCUAACAUGGACUAUGCGCCUUUGAAGUUCAUGAUCAAGUGUUUAGAGGCACACUAUCCCGAGUGUCUCGGUGUGUGCAUUGUACAUAAGGCACCUUGGCUCUUCCAGGGUGUGUGGCAAGUGAUUAAGACCUGGCUGGACCCGGUUGUUGUGUCUAAGGUGAAGUUUACACGCAACGCGAAGGACUUGCAGCAAUUCAUUAAGACCGACUACAUUCUCAAGGAGCUUGGUGGACCCAAUCCUUGGUCAUACACGUAUCCCGAGCCUUGCCCUAGCGAGACCGAGGGCACACGAGACACGGUCACGCGUGACAAGCUCAAAGACGAGAAGAAUGACAUUGCUGUUCAAUACGAAAGAGCCACGAUCGACUGGAUCAUGGGUUAUACGGAUCCCGCGGAGGUGAAGGGCAAACGCACUCAACUGGCUUCGGAGCUGAAGGAUGCUUACUGGCGUUUGGACAAGUACGUUCGUGGUCCCUCUGUCUACGAUCGCAUGGGACUUAUUUCACCCAAUCCCUCCUGUUUCCCAACGAAAGAAUACGCCUCUAAAGUAUCACGUUCUCGUCGCUAAUCGUAUUCGUCUUCGUCUGAUGAACACUGGCGUCGCCGACUUGAUGCUAACGCUUUCACGUAAUACGAUCACUAUUCAUUACACACACACACACACUCACACACACGCACUACAGACACGAACAAACACGAACUUUCUUCUACAACACGCAAAACACCUGCUCGCGCGCAUCCGUGCACGUUUUAAUUCUUUUUUGUUUCUUCCCUCGCUUUUUGCGAUUGCAUGCGGGACGCGCUUUGCCUCCUCGUGUAUGAUUUAACUUACGUACAUUCCUUAAAAACG